This is a messenger RNA of Bacillus rossius redtenbacheri, 5483 nucleotides long. RefSeq lists its product as uncharacterized. The transcript has 6 exons. Gene Ontology annotation, biological process: protein peptidyl-prolyl isomerization. Gene Ontology annotation, cellular component: intracellular membrane-bounded organelle. The record is from RefSeq and is a predicted model, not a curated record. The coding region runs from base 2229 to 4172 and encodes 647 amino acids. Gene Ontology annotation, molecular function: peptidyl-prolyl cis-trans isomerase activity. NCBI's taxonomy places the organism in Eukaryota, Metazoa, Arthropoda, Insecta, Phasmatodea, Bacillidae.
CAAAUUCAAAAUUUUGAUAUUGAUUUUAUCAAAAAUUGCAUUUUUGAAAAUUGUUAAAAAAUUCCUUUAAAUAGUUUAUACUUUUGGUAAGUUAUUCUUAAAAUUUCAAAGUGGGAGGCUAAUGGGUUCAUAGUUGAAUAGAUAAUAUUUAAAAAAAAUGUGUUUUACAAGUUUUUGUUUCAGUUUAAUACUAUGUACCCUAACUUUACUUUAUUUAUUUAUGAUGGUGAUUAUUAUCAUAAAUAAUUAUGUACAGGAGGGUUGCCUCUAAGACAACAUUUUAGUUAUUUACAAAAUAAUAUAUAUUUUUAGUUAAGUUGUAAAUAGUUUUUAUAACUUACUUUAUAAUGCAUUUUAUAUGAAAAUGUAAGGAGACACUCAUAAAUAACAAUCAGCAGAGUCUGUUCUAGAUGAUUCUUCAAGUUUUGACAUGAAAGGUGACUAUAAUCCGGCAACUUUGUUUUCGACCUGCGCAGACCACGGUGUCAGGUGGCGGUCACGUGAUUCUCUAGCGGAGUGGAGUGGAGGGGAUCAGUUAACGGUUGUGCUUCCUGGAUACGCCGCUCCCGAGAUAGUGCUUCGCAGGUCGGUUUACACUAUACGGUUUGCGUUAUGGCUUCAACUUCAGGAAUUAAGUCACGUAUUUCAGCCGGUACACCAUUACGUGGACAAGCAAGGGAAAUCGUUUACAAUGUUGUAACAUAUUUAAAAAAACAGAAACGUUUAUAUAAAUUAAAUUACGUCACAGAAUUGGCAAGUGCGGCGACAGGUGUUUCGCAAUCAACCAUUAAAAGUAUCAUUGCGGAAGGUAACAGUAGUUUAUCAUUUUCCUCACCCACGGGUAAGAACAAAGACCGAAAGAAAAGAAUUGAAGUUGAUGACUUUUCCGAAUGUGCGAUUCGUAGGAAAAUUCAUGAAUUUUAUACAGUUAAAAAAACAGUGCCGACAUUAAAGAAUUUGACAAAGUCCUUACAAGAUGACGGUAUUGUGAACUGCAGCAAAGAAUACUUGCGCAAACUGUUGAAACGUCUCGGUUUUCGAUGGAAAAAAUGUCAGUCUAGAAGAAAACUUUUGAUAGAGAAACCUGAAAUUACUGCUUGGAGAGGAAAAUAUUUACAAGACAUUCGUGCGUACCGAAAUGCAGGGCAGAAUAUAGUAUAUAUUGAUGAAACAUAUCUACAUGCUACUCACAGUGUAAGUUCUUGCUGGCAAUCCAGCACUGAACUAGAGGUCACUGAAUCUAUCGGUAAAGGGCAACGAUUGAUAAUUGUGCAUGCUGGUGGCGAACAAGGCUUUGUCCAGAAUGCGUUACUGAUUUUUAAAUCAAAACAAAAAUCCGGUGACUAUCAUGAUGAUAUGAACUAUGCAAAUUUUUCGUUGUGGCUAGAACAAAAGUUACUACCAAAUUUGCCAAUGCACAGUGUCAUUGUUUUAGACAAUGCUAGUUACCACAGUGUUCAAACUAAUAGAAAACCUUCAUUAGCUACUCUUAAACAUGACAUUCAAGAUUGGCUUAGGGAAAAUAGCAUCCAGUUUUCUCCUGACAUGAACAAAGCAGAUUUGUUGAGUUUGGUGAAACAGCAUCCUUCCCCAAAAAUAUUCAAGGUAGACGAAAUCAUAAACAAAUAUGGCUAUGACGUGAUUCGAUUGCCCCCCUACAACCCGGAUCUAAAUCCGAUCGAGCUAGUGUGGGGGGACAUCAAGAGGAAGGUCUCUGAGGAAAUAGGUAACUCGUUGAACGAAAAAAGAAAACUAUGUGAGAAAUUGUUUGCUUCGUACUCCGUCGAACAGUGGAAAAAGUGCUGCGAACAUGUUAAAGGUAUUGAAGCUGAAUAUUUCAGAAGUGAUCGAAUCAUGGACAUCGAAAUCGACAAAAUUAUUGUAACCCUUCAAUCAUUAUCUGAUGAAAAUUCAAGUGGAACAGAUACUGCACAUAGCUUCGACUCGGACUAGAAUUUUACUCGUAUGUCACCAAGUGAUUUUGAAGAGUUGUUAAACAUAAUUGGACCAAACAUCAAGAGAAAGGACAGCACAAUGAGAACGGCAAUCCCUAUAGCUACAAAAUUAGCUAUAACUUUACGAUUUCUAGCUACAAGUGACAGUUUUAAAAGCUUAAUGUAUUUGUUUAGAGUAUCUACAGCUACAAUUUCUGUAAUGAUACCAGAAGUCUGCAGAGCAUUGUGUGAAGGUUUACAGCAGUACAUGCAAGUACCAAAUUCAAAAGAAAAAUGGCUGGAAGUCGAAAGGGAUUUUUAUACCAGAUGGAAUUUUCCGCACUGCUUGGCUGCAAUAGAUGGAAAGCAUAUUGCCAUACAGUGUCCAUCCAACAGUGGAAGGUUGCUGCUGAGCAAGACUGGGGCCUGGGCUUGCGGGCCAUGGACGACCUGCUUCACUGCCCCCGGUGCAGGGAGCGGUUCGGCGAGGGGGAGGGGGAGCGCCGGCCCAAGCUGCUGCAGUGCCACCACACGUACUGCCUGCAGUGCCUGCGGGAGCUGCAAGCGACACAGGGCCAGGCCAAGAAGGGCGGCAAGUCCGUCGCCUGCCCCGCCUGCAGCAAGGUGACCAGCGUGGGGAAGAAAGGCGUGUCGUCGCUGCAGGACAACUUCUACAUCACCACGUUCCGCUCCACCUUGGAGAUGCAGGCCUCGGAGACGGAAAGUGCGGGUGCUGUGGAUGACAUCUACAUAUCUGACGAGGAGGACCAGCAGUUGCCCGCCGUGCCCCCGGCGGAUGCCAAUGACUGGUGCAAGACGUGCAAGCGGGUGACCGUGCCAGCCUGCGUGGCCUCGAAGCACAACGUGUGUAACCUUCUGAAGAUGAUUGAGGGGCUUCUGGCCCAGUUUGGGGACUUGGUGCUGUCCCAGCUGGAGACCCGGGAGCCUCUGGUGCACGCCUUGCAGUCCACAGAGCUGGCUCUGUUUGGGGUGCUGCAUGGCCUGCAGGAGGACAUCUCGUCCCAGGACAUGCUCCUGUCCAUGGCUCGCUCAGAGAAGCAGUGGCUGCUCGCUGUAGACCUGACCAACAAGACCACGUCUGCCCUCGCCGACCGCUUCAGCAAGCUGGACCUCCAGUUGUCUGCGGCCGUCUCUCAGCUCGACCGGGCCAAGGCCACGUCCAACAACUUCCUUGGUCUUCGCAGGGCCGUCCUCAACUUGGAAUUUGGUGGCCAGGGUGGCGAGAAGCAGUCCGUGACCUUGGAGAUGGGCGGCGACACGGACAACGAGAAAGCUCUAAGGUACUUGCUGUACAAGAUGAUGCAAGUAAAAAAAAUUAACGUGCCAGAAAUUAAACCGGAAGAAGGUAAAUCUGCAGAAGUUGAUGAUUGGAAAGUGGUAGGGAGUGAGAAAACAUCUCACAAGGUGUAUACGACCGCACCCGGAUUACAGCCGUCAACUCCCGUCGCAAAAACCAUUGGUAAAGACAAUCUUCCCGUAAAGUUACCGCCAGUAAACUCUACAACCAGCCUCCCGGUAGCAUACAACAGCAUGCCUCAGCGAGCGAGUGUCCAGACGGUAGCCAAGGCCGUGACUGCUCCGUUGAAUCAGCCAUCUGAAGGCAUGCAGCAUGCAGCAUGGCAGUCUGUCCCUACUGGCAGACAGCAAGCUAAGCGCAAGGCGAUGGUCAAGAGCAUUGGACUGAGCACCCACAACUACCACUGCUUCUUUGAGAUUGAGGUAAACGGCAAGUCGAUCGGCACCGUGGUGAUGAAGUUGCGUCCUGAUGUCGCCCCCAAGAUGUGCUCCAACUUCGUGACUCUGUGCACUGGUGAGCUCGGCUACGGUUACAAAGGCAGCAGGAUAUUUAAAGUGCAUGCCAACAGUUUUGUGGUGGGUGGUGACUUUGAGAACAAUGAUGGUAGCGGAGGCUACUCCAUCUUCAACAAGGGCUACUUCUUGGGGGAUGACUGCAACCUACAUGACUGUUGUGGGGCGCUGCGCAUGCGUGGGAUGGGCACGGACCCCAAGACGGGGGCAGGGAGGGUGGGCUCGCAGUUCCACAUCUGGGUGGGGGAGAAGGAAUUCAAAGACUACAAGAGAACACUGGUGUUUGGACAUGUUGUCAAAGGGUUAGAUCUACUGCAGUAUAUUUCUGGCUUUAAGACAAUUCGCAAUGGAGAGGGGGACUAUUUUUUGAAAAGUGUGGUUAUAAUUAAAAACUGUGGCACCAUGUGACAUUCCAUAAUUCUUUUGGCUGAAGCAUAUUAAAUGGCUUGUUAUGAAUGCUUUGUUGCAAGAAAUUUAUGAUAUUCCUAUCAUUCCAAGUUGUGGUUUUUAUUUCUUUAUAAAGAAGUUUUACUUGUAGAACAAUAAAAUGAUUGUUAUGACUGCUGGUGAUACAUCCAUUUCAUUAGAAAUUUUAAAAGUGUGUAUUCAUUGUAUAGCAUUCUUAUCGUAAUGUACAGUAAUUAGAGAUCAUUAUUUAAUCCUGUAUUCAAUAUGCCCUCUUUGUAGAUUAAUAUUUUCUUCCUGCACUAGUGAAUGAGCAAAUUUUAAUCAAUUGAGUGAGGAAAGGUAUAAAUAAGUAUUAUUUGUUUUACUUUAAAAUGAUAAUUUUGACUACUGUGUACCAGUCUACUAUAAUAUUGUUUUAUUUUAUUUUUUAAUUAGAAUUGGAAUGUUGGGGGAUAAAAGCAAUGAAGAUGUGGAAAGAGGCAACAAAAAAAAAAUACAUUGUUGUGUUGUUGGAAUUGUUAUGUUUGAAAAAAAAAUCUUUAUCCAUAUUAAAAACUCAUGUUUCUGAUUAUAUAAUUUUAGAUGUAUAGUUAAUACCAAACCUUAAGGUUAUAUAAAAGUGUCACAGAAGUCACUCAGUUUAGCAACUCAUAUUUAGUACUGUGACUAUGUAUACUCUGAAAACUGAGAUGCAUUUUACAAUUGAUGGCAUCCUAAAUUUUUGAAAAUUCUCAAUGCUAAGAGGCACCUUUGUUGUGACUGUGACUUUGUUCAUGUAGGUUCUACCUUCUGUAACAGAACUAUUUAUUUGCAGUAACUUGAUUACUUCUUCCAGUAACAAGAACUCUGAGUUACUGUUUGGUUGUAGAAGUUGUAAAAGGUACAGCUGAUUCAAACAAAGUGGAAGAUCAUCUUAAAUUCAUAGCAGAUUUUUGUUUCACGUAAUAACUACUAUAUAAAUAUACAUCUGUGGUAUGUAGCAGUGUGUGUGUUUUGUUUGGAGUUUGUUUUUGUAUUUUGAAAAAAAAAUUUGGUACACUGCAAAAUGUUUUUAUUGAAUCUGAAAAAAUGUUUAUGCACAUGAAAAGUAACUGAUCAUCUUUAGUACUAUUUUAUUUUACAAAUUAUUUUUUUGUAAGUUUUAUUCUUCCUACUUAAUAAAUUGUUUUGAACAUUUAUUGUACCAAUUAUGUAUUUAUUUCUGUCAAAUGUCUUAUUCACGAUUCCUCGUAGCUACCAGGAAUGGACACACAAUUCUGUGCACUUAUUAAAUCAAUUAAUAAAAUAAAAACUCAUGAAUAAAGAAAAAAA